AUGUCCACCAAAGGGGAUUACGAAGCUCAGUUACGGCACGCCGGACACACCGGUGUGGCGGAUUCACUCCGGGAAACAAAGAGUAACCCAGAGGCAACAGAGGUUCUGGAAGCUCAUGGACUGAGACGAGGACUCAAAUCCCGCCAUGUGCAGUUUAUCGCCAUCGGAGGCUCCAUCGGCACCGGCCUCUUUCUCGGUAUAGGUUCUGCCCUCACCAACGCCGGACCUUUGUCACUCCUCCUGGGUUACAGUAUUACCAGUGUCGCAAUAUACGCCAUGCUUCAGGCUCUCGGCGAAAUGGCGACGUGGCUGCCUUUGCCUGGUGCCAUCCCCCAGUUCUGUGCGCGAUACGUCGACGAUGCGCUCGGGUUUGCCGUCGGAUGGAAUACUUGGUACUCGUCUGCCAUAACUCUCUGCGCUGAGUUGUCUGCAGCGUCCAUCAUUAUUGGCUACUGGGAAGGCGCUGCCGAUAUCAAUGUGGCCGUAUGGAUCAGCAUUCUUCUCGUCCUCGUCAUUGCUCUCAACAUCUUCGUCGUCUCUAUUUAUGGAGAGGCUGAGUUCUGCUUCGCCUCCAUCAAAAUCAUCACUAUCGUUGGACUUUUGAUCAUGGCAUUCAUCAUAGCUGUCGGCGGCAACCCGCAGCGCCAUGCCAUUGGCUUUACGUACUGGAAGAACCCUGGACCGAUGAAGGAAUAUCUGGCUGAAGGAGAUCUCGGCAGAUUCCUAGGAUUUUUCAGCACCCUUGUUAAUGCCGCUUUCUCCUUCGGGGGCGUGGAAAUGGUCGCUGUAGCCGCUGGUGAGGCUGAGAAUCCACGCAGGAACAUCCCCAAGGCCGUACGCCGCGUCUUUUGGCGAAUAGUUCUAUUCUACGUCCUUGGUUCCCUGGCCGUUGGUGUCCUCGUGGCCUCCAAUGACGAACACUUGCUGUCGGCACAGCAGAGCAAUGCGGCUGGCGCAGCUCAGUCGCCCUGGGUCAUUGGUAUCCAAAAUGUCGGCAUCAAAGUCCUUCCAUCCAUCAUCAAUGCCGUCAUCCUUACAUCCGCCUCCUCCGCAGCCAACGCAUUCGUAUACACAGGAUCUCGGUACAUGUAUGCGCUGGCUCAAAAUGGACAGGCUCCUGCCUGUAUGCUAAAAUGCAGCAAGCAUGGUGUUCCAUACAUUGCCGUCCUAACCACUGCCUCCAUGGGCCUUCUUACCUACCUCUUGGUCAAUAAGAAUGGCGGUGCAGCGCAGGCUUUCCAGUGGUUCCAGAACCUGGUCACCAUCUCCUCACUGUUCACUUGGGCAUCGGUGUGCGUGGCGUAUCUGCGCUUUCACGCCGCCCUCAAAGCCAAGGGUAUCGAUCGUGACACUCUUGUUUUGAAGAGUCCUUUUCAGCCGUACAUUACAUGGGUUGCUUUAGUCUUCUUCUGUAUUGUGAUUCUCUUCAACGGGUUUAGAGUGUUCAUCAACGGCCACUGGAACAUAAGCAACUUUUUCGCUGCAUACAUCAACAUACCAAUAUUCCUAGGUCUUUAUAUCGCCUGGAAAGUUGUGAAGAAGUCGAAAUGGAAAACUUCACAGGAGGCUGAUAUUAUGACGGGCAAGGAUGAAAUCGAUGCCCAAGACGAAUUGUGGGAGGAGAGGAAGCCAAGAAAUACACUUGAGAGGGUCUGGUUCUGGAUCGCUUAA
Molecule: messenger RNA, 1671 nt
Organism: Ilyonectria robusta
Lineage: Eukaryota; Fungi; Ascomycota; Sordariomycetes; Hypocreales; Nectriaceae
Product: amino acid permease/ SLC12A domain-containing protein
Exons: 3
Coding region: 1-1671 (556 amino acids)
Biological process (GO): amino acid transmembrane transport
Cellular component (GO): membrane
Molecular function (GO): amino acid transmembrane transporter activity
Source: RefSeq, a predicted model, not a curated record